AUGUGGUGCAUCUCGACUGAGCUGUUUGUCCAAAAUACCUACCAAACGCACCAUCUCUUCUCCAUCCCUGAAGACACGGCCCUGAUCCAGGGCCCCCUCUGUGACCUGGUCUCGGGUCUUCUAACAGCUCUCGCUGACUCUGGACUUGCUCCUCCAACUCCUUCUCUACCCAGUUCUGGAGGAGUCCACUGUAAUCUCUUUUGUGUAAUUUCCAUAGUUAAAAGCCUUUCUUUGAUUCCACAUGGCUUAGGGAUUUUAAAGCCCACAGGUAUAUUUGCCUUUUCCUUGAUAAUCCUUGGGCUUUCCCACCAGUAG
Rangifer tarandus platyrhynchus (Svalbard reindeer) is the source of this 315-nucleotide messenger RNA. NCBI's taxonomy places the organism in Eukaryota, Metazoa, Chordata, Mammalia, Artiodactyla, Cervidae. The record is from the annotation of a GenBank genome assembly.